CAACAGCGCACGGUGCAGUCGGGACGGACGGAGCAGUGUGGACAGACAGGAACAACAGUUUGUAACGAGCACUCCAACUCCAACCAGCCAUCUAUCAACAUGAACAACGAGCCUGUCGUCAUCGUCUCUGCUGCACGGACACCCAUUGGGUCCUUGAACGGUGCUCUGUCCACGGUGCCUGUGCAUGACCUGGGCUCUGUGGUUAUCAAGGAUGUUCUGAAGCGAGCUGGGGUGAAGCCAGAGGAGGUCUCAGAGGUUAUCAUGGGACAUGUCCUAACAGCAGGUCAGGGGCAGAACCCGGCGCGUCAGGCCAGUGUUGGGGCAGGUAUUCCCUACCCUGUCCCGGCCUGGAGCUGCCAGAUGGUGUGUGGCUCUGGGCUGAAGGCUGUGUGUCUGGGAGCUCAGUCCAUUCAGACUGGAGAGUCUGCUGUGGUGGUGGCAGGGGGCAUGGAGAGUAUGAGCAGGGCUCCUCACACGCUUCAGAUGAGAACAGGCAUGAGGAUGGGCGACGCCUCCCUGCAGGACUCCAUGGUGGCCGACGGCCUGACAGACGCCUUCCACGGCUACCACAUGGGCAUCACAGCUGAGAAUGUGGCGAAGCAGUGGGGAGUCAGUCGGGAGGACCAGGACCGGUUUGCUGUCCAGUCCCAGAACAAAACAGAGGCUGCACAGAAAGCUGGACACUUUGAUCAAGAGAUUGUUCCAGUCAUGGUGCCGUCCAGAAAAGGUCCAGUGGAGGUGAAGAUGGAUGAAUUUCCUCGUCACGGCAGCAACAUGGAGAGCAUGUCCAAACUCAGACCCUGCUUCAUAAAGGACAGCAGCGGCACCGUCACCGCUGGGAACGCCUCAGGAAUCAAUGAUGGAGCAGCAGCAACUGUCCUGAUGAGCCAGUCAGAGGCUGCGAAGCGUGGCGUUAAACCCAUGGCCAGAAUCGUAUCAUGGGCUCAAGCUGGCCUUGACCCGUCUAUCAUGGGAACUGGACCAAUACCAGCCAUCAGGAAAGCGGUUGAGAAAGCCGGCUGGCAGCUGGACCAAGUCGACUUAUUUGAGAUCAAUGAAGCGUUUUCUGCCCAGUCUGUUGCCGUGGUGAACGAGCUUGGCCUGAAUAAAGACAAAGUGAAUGUGAGCGGUGGUGCCAUCGCCCUGGGCCACCCCAUCGGCAUGUCUGGCUGCAGAAUACUGGUGACCCUGUUGCACGCGCUUCAGAGAACUGGAGGCCGUAAGGGCGCGGCAUCUCUCUGCAUAGGAGGAGGGAUGGGCAUCGCCAUGUGCGUGGAGAUGGUUUGAGAUGACACCUUGACGCUGCUUCACAGAUUGCACUUGAUCUCAUGUUUGUAAUGGAUAAGGGAUACUUAAACACAUUGUUUACACUUCGGGUCAUGAUAGAAAGUGUUAACGGUUUACCGGGAAUCUUCCGAUCACUGUACUUGAGGCAGAAGGGAUACGAGUUGUUGGAUGUUAUAGAUUAAUAGCUUGCCAUUCUCACUGUGAACCUUAACUCGCCCUUCCUCAGGUGAUAGCUGUGUAGCAUAUGACUUAAUGUUAGGGGAUUUUAGACGUCAAGAUCAUGUAAAUCUAAUGUAUGACAGCUUAAUCAUGUUCUGUCCUGUAAGAUGACCUGCUUUCACUGUACCUGUACAACUGUAAAAGGUGGAACACGAACUGCAAAUGCAAGGCUUUUAGCACCCAGUAUGGACAGGCUUUGGAAGACACUAUACCUUGUUUGUAGACUAUUUUUAACUUGUGUAAUUUAUGUGAUAGUUGCUUCAAGCUGUCAAUAGAUUUCGAUCGCUGUAUAAAUCUGACUCUGAUCAACAUUCCACUUUCUUUAACCAAUGAAGACAGCAGCCUUGAAACAUAGCUAAGUGCCAUAAGGUCAAGUAUGCCAGCCUUCUCUAACCUCGUGCUUCCUGUACAAAGCAUACAUGUGAAAAUGUUUCCUGUAAUCCAGCUGUUCUACAUAUCAAUAAAGAAUAAGCCAUAGAGUCAAA
Epinephelus fuscoguttatus (brown-marbled grouper) is the source of this 1991-nucleotide messenger RNA. RefSeq names its product acetyl-CoA acetyltransferase 2 (gene acat2). The transcript is spliced from 9 exons. Lineage: Eukaryota; Metazoa; Chordata; Actinopteri; Perciformes; Serranidae. Gene Ontology annotation, biological process: fatty acid beta-oxidation. The record is from RefSeq and is a predicted model, not a curated record. The coding region runs from base 100 to 1287 and encodes 395 amino acids. Gene Ontology annotation, molecular function: acetyl-CoA C-acetyltransferase activity.